This is a messenger RNA of Centrocercus urophasianus (Greater sage-grouse), 1855 nucleotides long. Its product is annotated as tyrosine-protein phosphatase non-receptor type substrate 1-like. The record is from RefSeq and is a predicted model, not a curated record. Lineage: Eukaryota; Metazoa; Chordata; Aves; Galliformes; Phasianidae. Gene Ontology annotation, cellular component: plasma membrane. The transcript is spliced from 5 exons. The coding region runs from base 206 to 994 and encodes 262 amino acids.
CAGGGGUUGGGGCAAACUCAGGGUGCACCAGUCCAGGAUGCACUUUGAGGUUUAAGCCCCGCUGAGCUCCCUGCUGGCUCAGUGUCCUACUGGCUGCCCCGUGCAGGCACCAAAAGUGUUAACAGCAUGCGCCCGCUCGCCUCCAUUUCCUGUGCAGCUUCUCAUUUUCCUUCUGGAGUCAGAGCCCAAACUUUUGGCAGCGCCGAUGGCUGAGCUCCGUGCUGUGCUGCUGCUUCGGCUCUCGGUCGGGCAGCUCAGCCUCUUCCUGGCGUGGCUGUGGGGUGCUCAGGCAGGAUGGGGCUUCAAGCUGCACCAGCCCGAGAACAAGGUGUGGGUGGCCGUGGGGCAGACGCUGACCCUGACCUGCACAGUGACUGGAUUGGGUCCCCCUGGCCCUGUGAAGUGGCUGAAGGGCUGGGGCAGCAGCAAUCAGACAGUGUAUGAUCAGAAAGGCUCCUCACACCGCGUGACGAGGGCAGUGAAUGAGUCCAACACAGAUUUCACCAUCCACAUUGAGGACAUCCACCCCGAGGACGCCGGCACUUAUUACUGUGUGAAGUUUCACAAACAGUUCUUGGGUGAUGAGUUGUUUGAUCACGGUCGGGGCACGAAGGUGUCAGUGUAUGAGACCUCUCCGUUCCCCAGCAUGGCGGUUGCAGCUGCUGUGCUCUGCUUCAUCCUCCUCAUCUUCGUCCUCGCCUUCUGCUUGUACCGCAGGAAGCAGAGGGAAGGGGAGCAGAGCCAGCACGUGGCUGAGGUGGCCACAGGAAGCUGCUUGCCCUUCCCUCUCCCAUGCUGUGCAGGGAACCCUGGCACCCCCAGCAGUGAAGUUGAGGAUGCAGAGAACCCAAAGCUGCCCCACCAGCAAAGCAGUGAGGUGGACAAGGACAUCCAUUAUGCUGACCUGCAGCCGCUGCCUGCAGCACGGUGGCCCAGCAGGAGCCCUGGUGCUGAACGCUCUGAGUAUGCCAGCAUCAGGGGAGCUGCUAAGUGAGCUGGCCCUGCCACAGCACUGAGGCAGGAAGCAGAGACUUUCUGCGGGCACCAGAAAGAAGAAGUGGAGCUGCUUGGAGCCGGCCAAGCUUGGCAUGAGGAUCUCAAAUCUCUCCUUCCUGUCUUGGUGGCCAUGCCAGGCAGGGGCAGGCUCAGCUCAGGCUCAGCAGAGCCUCUCCAGGAAUCAGCAGCCCCAAGGAGUGCAGGAUCAGGGCAGUGAGCUGAGCACCUUUGCCUUGUGCAAGCUGUGCAGUGCUGUUGGCUCCAGGAGGACCUCAUGAAUGUCUCCACCAGCACAGGCCACCAGAGCUUUCCCAGCUCAACAGAUCCACGAUUCGUAUCAUCCCAUCACCACACCAAGCUCAUCCCCAUUAAAGCCAGCAAACAGCCACGCCACCUGGUCCUGCUGUGUUCAGAGCCAGAAUGAUGCUGCAGUGGCAGCAGGGGCCUGGAGAUGUGUGGUCACAACUUCAUGCCCAGUGUGCUGCUGCCAACUCCGUGCUGAGCCCCCCAGCAGCUCCCACCACGCAGGGCUGGGAUUAAAUAAAGCAGAGCCCCAGCUCUGCCCUGACCCGCCUGGAUGGUUGGUGAGAGGCAGGCUGGGCUCCCUGGUCCUGCAGCCCUGGUGCCUGCCACGUUCAUCUCCAGCCCACUCCUUCCUUCCCUCUGUCCUCUGUAACCCACAUCCUGUGGCCACACGCCGGGAGGAGGACGGAGCGAGGUGGAGGCAGGGAGCUGUGUCAUAGGCUCUUUUCCUGCAGAGAAAUCAUUGCAGCUGCCUCUGACCUUGAAAGCUGUACGCACUUAUCAGCUUUCAACUAUUUUAUCUGCUUUUCUGUGAAAUAAAAAAAGAGAAGUGAAA